AUGAUCCACGGGAUAAAGCGAAAGAGAAAGGAUCUUGCCCCAGAGGACAGCUCUGUUACGAUUCAAGGAAAGCUACAUCAUGGCUUGCGAGAAGUGCGGAAAGCUGCGAAGAAAGCAAAGACAUUUGAGACGCAGAAACUCGUGAAGAAGCUGAAGACACUGAGGUCUAAAGAUCCUAAAUCGAAUGAGAUCAUUGAAAUGGAAGCUCAACUGGCAAGUCUCAAGCAUACAGAUGCCGAGGGAAUUGGGGGGCUCACUCUCAAAACGAAACUGAAGAAGGACCAUGCACUGUCAGAGAACAUUAACGUCCAAGCUGCCUUUGCGGCUGAGCUUGCAUCCCAUGUCUACGCGCUGGCUCCUGCCGGUACCCCAGCUUUCAAGGUCGAAAGUCGCUUAUUGAGCUCAAAAGCACUUGCCUGCGAAGUUCGCCUUGUUAUCAACGCGUUAAAGGAGAUCACCCAGCCAACCAAGAAGAUAAAUAACAACAAAGAUGAGCAAGAUGAAGACGCAGACACGGCAGAAUUUCCGCAGAAAGCACGCAAGUUGAGUGCAUCUGCUUUGAGGCAACCUUUUCGACACAAUGACGAGGAGCUUGAUGACACUGGACGCGAAGCCGAAGAACGAGAGAAGGGAUGGGAGUCCAGGUCAAUAGGCGAAAGUGGGGAUGGAUGGGAAUCAGGGUCAGUCAAUGGCAGUAAUUAUCGCUGGAAAGCUGCGAGCGGCUCGUCAGAGGAUGAAUUAGAGUCGAGCGAAGGCACCGAUGGCGACGGCACUGACGAGGACGGUGAUUCAGACACAUCUCCUCCGGAAUCGUUACCGCCGGAAAAGAAGGGGCAGAAGUCCGACUUUAUCAUGGAAGAUACCAAGGGCAAAUCGAAAGCGACCAGCACGGAGUCCACCUUCCUCCCGUCGUUGGCGGUCGGAUACACCCGUGGCGAUUCUGAGGCAUCGGACUGGAGCGGGGAUGAGGUGGACGACUCUCCUAAAAGGAACCGGCGCGGCCAGAGGGCCCGCAGAGCCAUCUGGGAAAAGAAAUACGGAAAGAAUGCGAAUCACGUCAAGAAGGAGCGAGAAGCUGCUGUCCAGAACCCACGUCAGAAAGACAUCCGACAUACCGGCCAGAAGAAUGUCCUAAAUCAUUCACGGACCGGAGUCGCGCAUCGCGGGAACGCCUCCAGCUCUCGCUCGCAAUUCGUUGCUCCUUCGCGCGAUAGUGGCUGGUCUAAAGGUGGACGGUCUGUUGCCGAACAACCACCGGUGGUGAAGCAAACCCAGACCAAAGAUAAGCCCUUGCAUCCUUCAUGGGAAGCAAAGAGGCGGCUGAAGGAGAAGUUCAGUGCGAAUAUCGUGCCAGCGCAGGGAACGAAGAUUAUAUUCUGA
This is a messenger RNA of Sparassis crispa, 1380 nucleotides long. RefSeq names its product Bud-site selection protein. Gene Ontology annotation, biological process: maturation of SSU-rRNA. NCBI's taxonomy places the organism in Eukaryota, Fungi, Basidiomycota, Agaricomycetes, Polyporales, Sparassidaceae. The record is from RefSeq and is a predicted model, not a curated record. The transcript has 6 exons. Bases 1 to 1380 code for a protein of 459 amino acids. Gene Ontology annotation, cellular component: 90S preribosome; nucleus.